Molecule: messenger RNA, 2731 nt
Organism: Calliphora vicina (urban bluebottle blowfly)
Lineage: Eukaryota; Metazoa; Arthropoda; Insecta; Diptera; Calliphoridae
Exons: 3
Coding region: 517-2037 (506 amino acids)
Source: RefSeq, a predicted model, not a curated record
GUCUCCCAUCGGACGCGUCCCAGGUGGCGGAUAGGGGGAGCAACUGCCUAGUCUAGUGAUACUGUUUUGACAACAGGUCACUAGCCUUGACAAAUGCUCAAGCGAUGUCAAUAUCUUAAGAUGCAUUUUUAACAAAUGGUCUGAACUUCUUGACAUAGCUAGGUCGGUAAACGGAAAUGUGUCAGCCGACUAUCAUAAUACUGUGAUGCAUUUUAUAACAAAUGGUCACAGUAGGAUGUAAUUGGUGUUAGGAUACUGUUAUUACUGGUGAUACAUUUUUGACAAAUGGUUACCUAGUGCUAACACAUUCUCUCUCUCUUCUAGUGUUACUACCCGCGGACCAAAACUGUUCUUUCUCUCUCUACUCUUUCUUUCCCCCCCACUUGUAAGGUCAAGGUGAUGGUAGCAGUGCCGAAGACCUGAAUGGCUAGUAAGUGGUUAAAGAUAACUAGUCGCUAACAGCUCCCCUCCGACGCCAGGGCACGGGUCGGUUGUAAUACAGUUUUCGCCUAAUCCAUGUACGCCGUCCCUGCAUGGAGUGUCCAUCCCCUUACGCGCUCACUCGUGGGAACAAAAAUGAAUAACACAAUACAAAACAAUAAUAAUAACAAAAAACAAACAGCAAAAGGCCAGCAGGGGAAACCUAUGCUGGCUGAUUGCAAACAGUCGACUGUCCAACCUUCUGGUGACAGUUUGACUAAAAGCAGCGAGGUAGCCUUGGACUUUAAGCCAAGCACCUCAAAAGCUGCAUUAGCCCUCGCUGGUAAUAUACCAGCAACAGCCCCUGCAUUGGACACUGUCGAGAAGACAGUUGUCCCUGCGAAAAUGCUACAGGUUGGAUCGUCGAACCAGAAGUCGGGUCCAACCACCGUAGCCCCACCCGCCACUACGGCAGAACCGAACGCCCCCAUUCGCAAAGAACCAUCCAGGAGGGCUUUCGUGCAAAGGCGUGCCGCCAUGCGCAUUAUCGACCGGCUUGGAUCCAAGUCGGCCGAUGCGCUUAACAUCGACGAAUUGUCGAAACUAAGUUGGGCUAAGGCUCAACUGGCUGAGCUGGACAGCUCAAACACUCCUCCAAGCGCAGAUGCAGCGAACCAAGGCGCAUCUGCUGAGCCCAAACGGCAACGCUCAGAGGAGGAGCUGCUCCAGCAGCAGAACACACAGCCGAAGACUAAACGUCCGAAGCAAGAGGCUCGUGUGAUAAGAAGGCCUUACAGUGAAGUUGCUCGCAAUCCACUUGUAAGGGCUAUUAUCGACAGGAGUGUUGAUGACGGAGCUAUCUCCCAGGAGAAAUGGCUGAAAAUCCGUCAGGGUAUGCUGGGGGUAUACUGGAAGAUUCUCAAGGAGAAUCCCGGUCCAUCCCCGCAAAACGACGAUGCUGGCUGGUAUCAAGGCCAUGUAAAACUGCUAGCGUGUACCAAUGACCGCUCAGCUCUACUGCUAAAAUUAGCAAUUGCGUCCCUAGGGGAAUUGUGGCCUGGCGCGAAACUGGACGUGAUCCCGGUAAACGAGAUACCUCGUAGACCGAGAUCAGUCACAGUUAUUCCGGCGGAGCCACAUGAACCUGAGGAGAUUCUGGCAUACAUUCAGAGCGGUAAUCCCGAUCUACCAACCCAUAACUGGAAGGUGGUUAAGGUUUCCGCUCCUGAAGGUGCGCAUAGAAAGGUGGUCGUAGUCCUUAACAAGGAAUCCUUGGCGCCACUACGUGAGAGGCAAAGCAAGAUUUACUAUGGUUUCGAUAGUAUCAAGCUGCGCAUCUACCGUGGUGACGACAAGCUCGACCCCGAAACUUCUGGUGUUAAACUGGAAGCUCCGCAGGAUAUGGACUGCAAAAUUAAACUGGACGACCCCGCAAGCUCUGAGGACAAAAUGGAGACCCAAUCACACUCCAGUAUGGUUGGGGACCUAUUCUGCGCUCUGGGUGAUGUGGAGGAUGAAGAUGUUCUUCUGGAAUCAGACCCAGAAGACAUCGACGUUACGGUCAUAUAUGAUCCAGACCAUGGUGAAGGCGAUCCAAGUGAACCUUCACCACUCUAAGGCAGCUUCGGCUGCCCUGCUCCUCCACAUUGCUAAAUAUGGGGAGGACAUUGCGUUGGUCCAGGAGCCGUGGAUACACAAUGGCGAAAUUCGUGGACUCAACGCCAAAAAGUACAAACUUUUGUACAUAAGACGCACAGCGAUGAAGAUACAGUAGCUGCUGCUUGGGAGACAGGUGCAGGUAAGGUGUGGCUGCUCUCGAGCUAUAUGGCGCACGACCAGGUUGAACCACCACCGAAUAACCUGGUAUCUAAUAUGAUGCGUGCCGCAAAUAGGGCCAGAACUCCUGUAAUUAUCGGAGCUGAUGCAAAUGCUCACCACACAAUCUGGGGUAGCUCAGAUAGAAACGAACGAGGUAACACAAAAGGACCAUUGAUGGACCCAUGUGAGCUGCUCUUUCUAUCUUCCUUAUUUCGUGGCUGCCUGGAAAACCUAACCUAACCUAACCUAACUCAAAAAUUAGAUGUUUUCUAAAAGUUAAAGAAUUUUCUCGUUAUGUAUGAACACUUUUGUCUAUCGUUAUUAUUUGUUGAAUCUGUAUUAUUCGUUAUUUUCUUAGGAUAAUGAAAUUUUUUGUUUUGGUACAUUAAUUAAAAUGUAAUUAAAUGUUUUUUGUAUAAUAAAUUUUUUCCUAGUACUCUUUGGUUCGCGGUUAUCUGAAAUUUCUGGUAUGUAUGAAGACUUAAGUCCUUAA